Molecule: messenger RNA, 2307 nt
Organism: Diorhabda carinulata
Lineage: Eukaryota; Metazoa; Arthropoda; Insecta; Coleoptera; Chrysomelidae
Product: carcinine transporter
Exons: 9
Coding region: 238-2118 (626 amino acids)
Biological process (GO): transmembrane transport
Cellular component (GO): membrane
Molecular function (GO): transmembrane transporter activity
Source: RefSeq, a predicted model, not a curated record
UUUUCUUACAAAAUUUUAUAAUAAAUGAGCUAAAUACGUAUCCUUAUAUGUAUAUAGUGUGAGAAAAAACAUAAAGUGGUGUUUAUUACGAUUUAUUUGAUGAAAUUUGCCUGUACUGAACUAAUAAGAAGCCUUAUUGAUAUAUUGUGAAUUAAUACACAUUCAAAUAAUCUUAUAAGCAUUCUUAUAUGGUUUCACAUUCUCAAUAAUCCAGUUGUGUUAACUAUUUGACUCGAAAUGGAGUAUAAUGUGUACGAAAAAGACGAAAUCUAUAAGGAAACUAAGGAUGAUGGUAUGGAUAUGGACGAUCUUUUACCACAAGUAGGAGAAUUUGGUAGAUACCAGAAACUGAUGUUAUGGUGUGUUUGUUUACCAGCUUGUAUCCCCUGUGGAUUCGGUGCUUUUAAUCAAUUAUUCAUGGCGGAUAUUCCGGAUCAUUGGUGUAAAGUUCCAGGUUUGUCGUUUUUGGAUGAAAAUGAAAGAAAAAAUAUAUCGAUACCGUAUGAUAAUAACACAUUUUCAAAAUGCGAAAGGUACGCUGUAAAUUGGACGGAAUUUUCAGAAAUCACAUCGGAAAAUUCGGAAUUUUUUACUGUAAAUACCUCGUGGCCCAAAGAAAAGUGCGUAGACGGUUGGGUUUAUGAUAAAACUGAAGUUGUUUCAAGCAUUGUUAUAGACUUCGAUCUAGUUUGCGAUAGGGAUAUUUAUCCUACGCUGGGAUUGGUCGCUUUGAAUAUAGGAGGACCAAUCGGAGUUUACACUUUCGGAAGACUCAACGAUAUUAUUGGUAGAAAAAAAACGUUUUUCUUAUGUCUAACGACUUUAUUGUUGGGUAGCGGAUUAACUAUAACCGCACAAAAUUUUUGGUGGUGGGCCGGAAGUAGGAUAAUUGUAGGAUUAACGAUUCCCGCUAUGUAUCAAAUACCUUUCAUCAUUUCAUUGGAAUUAGUGGGGCCAAAUUAUCGUUCAUUCGUAACGGUCCUAACGUGCAUAUUUUACACAAUAGGCCUAAUGAUGUUGGCCGGUAUAACGUAUUUAAUCCGAGAUUGGGUUACCUUGUGCCAAGUCACAUCUCUACCGUUUAUAAUUUAUUAUUUUUACUGGUUUUACUUACCGGAAAGUCCUCGGUGGUUACUAUUGAGGGGCCGAUUCGAAGAAGCCUCCGAAAUAUUAGAAACUUUAGCUAGGGUAAAUAAAAAAGAGCUUCCCGAUAGUUUCAAACAAAAAUUAAAGAGAAAAAUAACGCACGUAAGAACAACUAGCGAAGAAGAGGCUCUAAAACGAAAUCCAGGUUGCUUAGAUUUAUGCGGAACGCCGAAUAUGAGAUUAAAAACAACUUUGAUCACCAUAAAUUGGUUCGCAAACGAAACCGUAUACGUCGGCUUGAGCUAUUACAGUCCAUCUUUAGGCACCGACGAAUAUUUGAGCUUUUUCUUCUCGGCUCUAGUAGAAAUACCGAGUUACUUGGGGUGUUGGUUAAUUAUGGAUAAAUGGGGAAGGCGUUGGCCAAUUUUUACCUGCAUGCUAAUUUGCGGCGUGUGUUGUUUGACUACGGUCGCCAUACCUAACGAUGACGUCAAAACCACCCUCGUCUUAUAUCUUAUUUCGAAAUCCGCAAUUUCCGCUUCGUUUUUGAUUAUCUACCCUUUCGCCGGGGAAUUGUACCCGACUCAGCUCAGGGGAUUGGGGAUCGGUACCUCGGCGUAUAUAGCCGGACUGGGACUCGUCAUCAUACCGUUCAUUACGUACCUGGGAUCCGAAUGGCUCAUUUUACCCCUUAUAAUAAUGGGGUUAAUAUCGAUAAUAGGAGGUGUAUUAGGCCUUAGAUUACCCGAAACUUUACAUCACAAACUCCCUCAAUCCAUCGAAGAAGGCGAGGAGUUUGGAAAAGAUUUCUCGCUCGAAGAUUGUCUGCGUUGUAUACCUUUAAGACCGGCAACGUCGGCGGUGACGUCGUACGAAGAUUUAGAACUGGCUGAAGCUGCUCCUUCGGAAAAAACUCCGUUGGAGAAGGAUUCGAGUUCUAGAAAAUCUAUUAGGAAGCUGGUUAGGCAGCAGAGCGUCAUGGAUACGCAGAAAUCUAGCGACGGGACGAUGCAGAUGACGUAUUGGUUUUAGAUUGCGUCAAAAUUAAAUAGUCGGUACACUAGAUUAUUCUAAACCUCUUAUUCGACAGAUUUAGCACCAAUUGAUUUAUUCACUUCGAAGAUGAAACCUUAAACGGUAGAAUUUUUCGAAAAUUUGUUCAAACAGAUGUAAAAAAUGUUUAUUUAGAUGACAAAUGUUUCAAUAAAGUGAUUUAAUUAC